Molecule: messenger RNA, 1026 nt
Organism: Suncus etruscus (white-toothed pygmy shrew)
Lineage: Eukaryota; Metazoa; Chordata; Mammalia; Eulipotyphla; Soricidae
Gene: SUCNR1
Product: succinate receptor 1
Exons: 1
Coding region: 1-1026 (341 amino acids)
Biological process (GO): G protein-coupled receptor signaling pathway
Cellular component (GO): plasma membrane
Molecular function (GO): G protein-coupled receptor activity
Source: RefSeq, a predicted model, not a curated record
AUGGCCAGCCCUGGGUGGCUGCUUCCAGCAUCUCUCCUUUCAUACCUGCAGUUUGAUGCCAACUUUUUUCUCCUCCAGGAAUGGAAUACAUCUUGCCAAAACUGGAAGGCUGUGGAAACUGCCCUGGAAAGGUUCUACCUUCCCAUUUUCUAUGGGAUGGAGUUUGUGGGGGGCAUGCUGGGGAACAUGGUGGUGGUCUUCGGCUACAUCUUCUGUCUGAAGACAUGGAACAGCAGCAACAUCUACCUCUUCAACCUGGCCAUUUCUGAUCUGGCCUUCCUGUGCACCCUGCCCAUUCUCAUUAGAGCCUAUGCCCUGGGCGAGCGGGCAUACGGGGUCGUGCUGUGCCUACUGAACCGCUUCCUGCUUCACACCAACCUCUACACCAGUAUCCUCUUCCUCACCUUGGUCAGCAUCGACCGCUACCUGCUCAUGCAGCACCCUUUUCGCAAUCACCGGCUGCAGAAGAGGGCCUGGGCCAUUCUGCUGUCGCUGGGCGUCUGGGUCUUGGUCACUUUGCAUUUGCUGCCCAUGCUCUCCCUCAUCCGUCCAGCUGAAAAUAGCACCAACUGCACAGACUAUGCUAGCUCAGGGGACGCUUUCUACAGCCUCCUCUAUAGCAUGUACCUGACGGUCGUAGGCUUCCUCUUGCCUCUCUGUGUCAUGUGCUGUUUCUACCUGAAGAUUGUCUUCUUCCUACAACAGAGGUCACUGCGGCUGGCCUCAGCCCUGCCCCUGGAGAAGCCACUGCGCCUAGUGGCCCUGGGGGUGUCCAUCUUUUCUGUGCUCUUCACGCCCUACCACUUGCUGAGAAAUGUGAGGAUCGCCUCUCGCCUAGAAGUCUGGUCUCAGUCGGAGUGCUCCCAGGUCAUCAUCCACACAUUGUACAUCCUUAGCCGGCCACUGGCCUUUCUCAACAGUGUCAUCAAUCCUGUCUUCUACUUCCUCAUGGGGGACCACUUCCGGGAUAUGCUGCUGAGCAAGCUCAGACAGCACUGCAAGACACAUGCCCUGUUCAGACGGUGA